Gryllus bimaculatus (two-spotted cricket) is the source of this 273-nucleotide messenger RNA. NCBI's taxonomy places the organism in Eukaryota, Metazoa, Arthropoda, Insecta, Orthoptera, Gryllidae. The record is from the annotation of a GenBank genome assembly.
AUGUUGGGGUUAUUUCAGGUGCACCAGGAAUGUUCAGUGAGCCUCACUCAAGCUCGGCUAACUGCCGCUGCUGAGCAACAAGAAAGGCGUUUAAACGUACCGAACGAAGAAGAAACGAGACUCGUGCUGACACCUGACGGCGACGCCAUGAACUGCGCCGUCCAGCCACGCAUCUCGAAAGAGACGCUUGGGCCCGCGCCGGGGGCUGUGAUCAGCGCAGAGCGGGGAGUGGUGUUUAUGACAAGAGUUCUUAGUUUUUCAGUAGUCGUGUGA